CAUAUACUAUCCAGUGUUGUGUUGGUUCGUUGCUGUUAUUUUAUUAACUUAAUUUUUAUUUUUCUUAAAAUGGAUCAUCCUGCAUUUGCCGAAGCGGGCAGUGGCGCCGGUAUUGAAGUUUGGACAAUUGAGCAAUUCGAACCUGUGCCAAUUGAGAAGAAAAUGUAUGGAAAAUUCUUCAAUGGUGAUUCAUAUAUUGUUUUAAAGACAACAGGUGAAGACACGUUAUCAUACGACGCACAUUUCUGGCUGGGCAGUAAUACCACACAAGAUAAGAAAGGCUCGGCUGCGAUUUGGACAAUCACUUUGGAUGAUAUGCUGGGUGGGAGAGCGGUCCAUCAUCGAGAGGUGCAGGGCCACGAGUCCAGUCAGUUCUUAGGAUAUUUUCAACCGGCGAUACGUUAUUUGGAAGGAGGUAACGAGUCUGGCUUCAACAAUGUGGAAACAAAUGCCGGAGCAGAGAAACGUCUGCUCAGACUCUCUGGGUGCGACAACAUGAGGAUCGAAGAGGUACCAGCAGAGGCUACAUCUCUUACGAAAGACCAUUGCUUCAUCUUAGAAGUAGAUCAUGAUAUCUUCGUAUUAAUGCCUGAAGGUGCUAAAGCUACUCAGAGACGGAAAAUUAUCAGCGUUGCGAAUACAUUAAGAGAUGAUUAUCACAAUGGUAGAGCUACUAUUGAAAUUAUUGAUGAUUUCUCAUCUGACGAGGAUAUUGCAUUGUUCUUCGAAGCUCUAGGAUCUGGUUCUAAGGAUGAUUUGGUUGAAGCGGAAUCAACUGCCCAGACGUACACCAGAGAAGACAUGACAGCGGUCUACUUCUACCGAGUUCUGACUGGUGAUGAUGAGCUGGAUUUAGUGUCACUCAGCAAACCUUACAAGCAAAGGCAGUUGUCUUCUAAUGAGGUGUAUAUCCUAGACACGCCUUGCUCAGGCGUCUACAUCUGGCUUGGUAAUGACCUAGACGAGGAGAUCAAGAAAAACUAUUACCAAAUCGCACAAAAAUAUCUAGAUAUGAAGGAAUAUCCAUCCUGGGUCCACGUUACCAGGGUAGCAGAAGGCAACGAGAGUUGCACUUUCAAACAGUACUUCCAUAAUUGGGAGACUAUUGGUGCUACUAACUCCCGUAUGGUCUCCGAAUCAGAUGCUGGUUAUUUCUCUGGUGACGCUGAAGAGUCAAAUGCAGCUGGCAAGCUGAUAGGAAAGAGUGCGUCUGCGAGGGGAUACAUGCCAGAUACUGGGGAAGGAAUUUAUACAGUCACACGUAUAUCUGGUGAGGAAGAAGAUAUAACUGACCAGAUUAUUGAGAAGCCAGUGUUAUACGACAACGAUGUGUACGUGGUGAAGUACCAGUACGAUGACAAUGGUGAUGAAGCUUAUGUCAUUUACGUGUGGAUUGGAGCUAAUGCUGACCCAUCAGAUAAAGCGGCGGGAAUCGAAAUGGCUGCACAAAUAGAUAAAGAGGAAGAAGCCAAUGUUAACGUUGUAAAAGUACCACAUGGGAAAGAACCUAAACAUUUCUUGGCUAUAUUUAAAGGAAACUUGGCUGUAUUAUAUGGGAGUAAAGAUGAAAAAUAUAAAGCACAGAAUUCAAAGAAAUCAUACGACGAAGAUGGCGUUAGAUUGUUUAGAGUGGAAGGCACGGAACUGGAAGUGGACAUGAGAACAGUCCAGGUGCCCGAAACUGCUGAAGUUCUGGAAGAUGACGAUGUAUUUGUUCUGGAAACUGCUGACAAGAUAUAUGUGUGGCAUGGCAAGGAAUCGCAAGAAACGGAGCAAGAAGCAGCUACAAACUUCGUGCAGAAAAUUCUUGGCGAAGAGAAAGAGAUUAUUACUCUAAACCAGGGAGAGGAAACUGAUGAUUUCUGGGAAUUUUUAGGUGGUGCACCAGAAGAGAAGGAGGAUUCAUCAGGCUGGAAGUUGACACUCAACCGACGUGUCACUACGCCGUUGAGUUUGACAGCUGUCACUGUCAGUGUGACAGGAAAGAUUGACUUCGAGGAAUUGCCUCCGGAAUUCACGCAACAGGAUUUAUCUGACGAUGGAGUCUAUAUCUUGGAUACAGGAGAAGAGCUGUACUUCUGGAAGGGAAAGAACAUUCCGGAAAGAAUUAGGAUGGCUAAAGAUAGUAUUAUUGAGGAAUACAUAUCAGACGAUGGUUUAGACAGAACUGUGGACUCGGCUAUCGUAGUCUCCGUGCGUCAGGGCAAAGAGCCUGCGGUGUUCAAAAAGUUAUUCCCAGACUGGGAUGAUGAUAUGUGGGAGAACCAAACAUCAUAUGAGGACAUCAAAAACGAAACGAAAGCCGCGAAUUCCAAAUAAAUACCGAAGGAUAUCAAAAUAAAUAACCACAAAAUAUUUUUU
Molecule: messenger RNA, 2361 nt
Organism: Papilio xuthus (Asian swallowtail)
Lineage: Eukaryota; Metazoa; Arthropoda; Insecta; Lepidoptera; Papilionidae
Product: gelsolin, cytoplasmic
Exons: 19
Coding region: 70-2319 (749 amino acids)
Biological process (GO): barbed-end actin filament capping; actin polymerization or depolymerization; actin filament severing
Cellular component (GO): cytoplasm; actin cytoskeleton
Molecular function (GO): phosphatidylinositol-4,5-bisphosphate binding; actin filament binding
Source: RefSeq, a predicted model, not a curated record